Messenger RNA from Penaeus chinensis, 2087 nucleotides. RefSeq names its product glutamate receptor ionotropic, kainate 5-like. The record is from RefSeq and is a predicted model, not a curated record. Gene Ontology annotation, molecular function: ligand-gated monoatomic ion channel activity; signaling receptor activity. The transcript is spliced from 14 exons. Gene Ontology annotation, cellular component: membrane. The coding region runs from base 1 to 1599 and encodes 532 amino acids. Gene Ontology annotation, biological process: monoatomic ion transport. Lineage: Eukaryota; Metazoa; Arthropoda; Malacostraca; Decapoda; Penaeidae.
AUGGACGCAUUUUUCACUCUUAGUACAUCAUCAUCUGCCAAGGGAACUACACGGUACAUCAUCAUCUGCCAAGGGAACUACACGGGUAAGCCAUACGCCAUAGUGAAACCUAAUGUACUAGGCGUGGGUUCUCUUCAUUCGUUUAUGCCCUACAUAAUCCUGUCGGGGCCUGUCGAUAAUCCCAACGUGCACGGGAUUAUGCUGGAGGUGUUAGCGACAAUCUUUAGCAAAAUUGGGUACUGUCCAUCCCUGUACUUGAGUACCCGUGUACCCGACAGCUAUGAAUUCGUCGGUCACCGGAACAUGGUCAUGGGAAGGCCGCUCCCCAACGGAAGCUGGAACGGCGCCGGCGGCCUCCUUCAGCGUCGGGAGAUUGACAUGACUGCCAUGGGCUUAGUCAUCACCUGGGAACGCUACCAGGCCUUCGACGUGAGUGAAUACCUUUUCAUGGACGAAUUGUCGGCUGCGUCUGCGAGGCCGCGAGUGGAGCCUCACGUGGAUGGCUUCCUGAGGCCCUUCGCGCUCACGAUGUGGAUGAUGAUACUGUUGAUAACACUGGCUAUGUUCGUGUCCAGCUGCGUUAUACGAGCUGGUUACGCAAACAUCACGGAGGAUGACAAUAACGAAGAGGAGAUACAUUGCGGCAUAGAAAACGGAGGACGUAGAAGGUUUCUUGCUGUUGUCGUGGAUUCCGUCUACUGGACAGUAAAUCCCUUGCUAUCUCAGGGUGCUAGCACUGAAACUUUUUAUAGCAGUUUAUUGGGAAGUGCAUUUUCAGCAGGAUAUAAGAAAAAAAAAAAAAAAAAUCUCAGGAUAUAUCAAAGGGUUAAAAAUGUGUAUCCAUCACGUCUUUCCGUUGCCCCUGAUCAAGCGGUCAGCAGGACUCCUCGCGGAGACUCGGUGAGACUCAUCAGCAUUGUGUGGCUCCUCAUUUGCCUCAUUUUGACAACGAUCUAUCGCUCCACCCUCAAGGCCAUGCUCGUCUUGCCCAAAGUCAGCCUGCCCUUCAACAGCCUCGAACAGCUGGUGGAAACGGGCCUGCCGGUGUGGGUCUCUCCCUUGUCCGCUUUACAUGUGGCAGCUACGGACUCCCCCCAGAAUUCGACGCUGGGGAAACUCUCGCGCCAGUUCAUCAUGGACAAUCAUAGCACCAUAGGGAAGGCCGUGGAGGAGCUUAUAGAUGGGAAGCACGUGUUCGCGGCCCCACGCUCAGCGAUUAUCCACAUCCUGCACGGAACUUUCUCAGAGAAGGGAAGAUGCACGAAUUACGUCAUGUCUGAAGGAUUCUUGGAAGCAAACAUGCUGAGUUUCAUUUUCCCGAAAGGAUCGCCGCUGAAGGCAAAGGUCGAUCCACUGAUCACAAGGCUACGCGAGACCGGGAUCCUGAACCACGCCUACAAGAGGGGAGUGGUUAACGCUACGGAGUGCCUGAAGCCUAUAGCCAACCGACUCACUAACGAAAUCAGGAUUCUGUCCCUGAGCGACUUCGUGGGCGUUUUUCUUCUUUAUAUUGGAGGAAUAGCUUCGUCGGCGCUGGCUUUCAUUUUAGAAAACAUCGUCGGGUCGUUUGAGAGGACUCGUCGGGGGAUAAUCGCCUAAUCAGAGCAGGAAAAGAGUGUGACGCUUUUGAGUCCGGAUUCUCUCUCAGCUGGAGUGGCUUUGUGUGGAUUCAUUUAUUCGCCUUUUAGAGACGGGGAAGUCGGUUUUAGGACGUUGCAAUUAACUAUCUAACUAGUGAAAAUGGUAUGUUGCAAUGAUGUUGGUACUACGGUGAGAUCUAAUAGUGAUUUACACUGUAUACACCUACGUCAAGCUUCGCCUUGAAAUUGGAUACUGGGCUGCAGUAGGGUUCAACUGACCUUUGUCAAUUGCACAGGCUGUUUCUAUUGAUAUAUAACUUUUUUAACAGCAAGGAUAAGGUAUCUCACACUUCCUAACAUCGUUGCACAGUGGAUAGAUAUACGAGUUAGAAUUCCAGAUAACAUUCUGUUGAUAGACGUAUUCAUAGGAUUAUUAUGAUUGUAUGUGCAGUAGUCCAUAACCCAAUUCCUAUUAUUUACAAUAUUGUUUUGCUUGAUAAAAUUUAC